Messenger RNA from Erpetoichthys calabaricus (reedfish), 865 nucleotides. Its product is annotated as transmembrane protein 40-like. NCBI's taxonomy places the organism in Eukaryota, Metazoa, Chordata, Cladistia, Polypteriformes, Polypteridae. The record is from RefSeq and is a predicted model, not a curated record. The transcript is spliced from 6 exons. Bases 373 to 672 code for a protein of 99 amino acids.
AUAGUGAGAAGUCAAGAAAAUUAACAAUCAUUUUAUGUUUGUAGAACCUAAUCUGGAAAUUCAAAGACAACUGUAAUUCUGUGUGGAACUCUGUGAGGGGAAUAGAAGCGCUGAGUAUGAUCAAGUGCAGCCCAAAGAAAAAUAAGAGUUUCACAGCAGAACCUGAGGAGAUGACUGAAUAUGAAGGUACUCGGCAAAGAGAGCUCCACUGUAAAGAAGGUAUGUGCCCAAAUGGUAGAAAAGGAUGAUGCAAGGACUCAACACGAAUGAGUUUUGGUAACUGAGAUGCAAUCCAAGUCCAUUACAUUUCUCAGGGCCUAUGAUUUAAAGAAGUUAAGUGUCCAUCUUUGGUGACAUGUUUGAUAUGAUGCUAUGCUAAUAAAUAACUUACCUCUUCUAGAGUCUGAGAAGAAGACUGGAAAAAUUGUUAGGAAAAGUGAUGAGUUCUUCCACCUUCUCAUCGCCUUCCUUGCCUUUGGAUUUGGCUUUGUUGUCUUCCAUUUGUAUAAAGGCUUGAUCCUUUCUAUUGGAGUCGCUCUGAUCACAUUUGCGUUUCUGGAAAUCACUGCCAUCUAUUUCCCCCUCGUUCGAAGAGUCCUAAAUGUUUUCUACUAUUUCAUUAAAAUGAUUCCUGAAACAAGUUCAUGGGUGCCUUCCAUCUGGAGACGCUGAGAGUUUCUGAGAGCAGCAUGUCUUGCAGUGUGGCACACCAACCAUUUAAAAGGCCCUGGUGACAAACACAUGAAGGAUAAUGUCUCCAGUGUCUUCCGAGUCCUUCCUUCCUUCGGUCCCUCAAGAAAGGCAUGUUUUUUUUUUUUCUGCCAGAGCAUAGAAAUCCAAAUAAAAAAGUCUGAUUAAAAUUAAA